AUGGCGUCGCCGGCCGUCAGCCCCGACUCGUCCUCCCACGAAGCCCUCUCCUCCGUCAACUCAGCUCCGGCGUGUUCGCCCACCUCCGACUCGGAAAACCUCAGCCCCGACGAACUGGAGCUGCUGGCGAAACUAGAGGAGCAAAAUCGGCUACUGGAGGCCGACUCCAAGUCGAUGCGCUCCAUGAACGGCUCGCGAAGGAACAGCGGCUCCUCCUUGGUCUCCAGCUCCUCGGCCUCCUCCAACCUCAGCCACCUUGAGGAGGACACCUGGAUCCUCUGGGGCCGCAUCGUCAACGAGUGGGACGAGUGGCGGAAGAAGAAGGAGAAGCUGCUGAAGGAGCUCAUCCGCAAAGGGAUCCCCCACCACUUCCGCGCCAUCGUCUGGCAGCUGCUCUGCAGUGCCACCGACAUGCCCGUCAAAAACCAAUACUCGGAGCUGCUCAAGAUGUCCUCUCCCUGCGAGAAGCUCAUCCGACGGGAUAUCGCCCGUACCUACCCGGAGCACGAGUUCUUCAAGGGACAGGACAGUCUGGGCCAGGAGGUGCUCUUCAACGUCAUGAAGGCCUAUUCGCUGGUGGACCGGGAGGUCGGUUACUGCCAGGGCAGCGCCUUCAUUGUGGGACUGCUGCUCAUGCAGAUGCCCGAGGAAGAGGCUUUCUGCGUGUUCGUGAGGCUGAUGCAGGAAUACCGCUUACGGGAGCUCUUCAAACCCAGCAUGGCCGAGCUGGGACUCUGCAUCUACCAGUUCGAGUACAUGCUGCAGGAGCAACUACCAGAGCUGAACAUCCACUUCCGCUCGCAGAGCUUCCUCACCUCCAUGUACGCCUCGUCCUGGUUCCUCACCCUCUUCCUCACCACCUUCCCUCUUCCCGUGGCCACGCGCGUCUUCGACAUCUUCAUGUACGAGGGACUGGAGAUCGUCUUCCGCGUGGGGAUGGCACUGCUGCAGUUCAACCAGGCCGAGCUUGUCCAGCUCGACAUGGAGGGCAUGUCCCAGUACUUCCAGAAGGUGAUCCCACACCAGUUUGACAGUUGCCCCGACAAGCUCAUCCUCAGGGCCUUCCAGGUCAAGUACAACCCCAAGAAGAUGAAGAGGCUGGAGAAGGAGUACGCUGCCAUCAAGAACAAAGAGAUGGAGGAGCAGAUCGAGAUCAAGCGCCUCCGCACUGAGAACCGCCUGCUCAAACAGCGCAUCGAAACCCUGGAGAAGGAGAGCGCGGCUCUCGCCGACAGGCUCAUCCAGGGCCAGGUGACACGGGCACAGGAGGCGGAGGAGAACUACAUCAUCAAGCGGGAGCUAGCGGUGGUGAAGCAACGCUGCACCUCGGCCACCGAGAACCUGCAGCGCGCCCAGACCACUAUCCGGCAGCUGCAGGACCAGCAGGGGAACCCACGCUUCAGCGAGGAGUUUGUCACCCACCUGGAGACGGAGCUGGAGCAGUCGCGGCUGCGGGAGAGCGAGACCCUCGGCGCCCUCAAGGAGAUGCAGGACAAAGUCCUCGACAUGGAGAAGAGGAACAGCCUGCUGCCGGACGAGGACAACGUGGUGCGGCUGCAGGAGGAGCU
This is a messenger RNA of Fulmarus glacialis (Northern fulmar), 1568 nucleotides long. RefSeq names its product ecotropic viral integration site 5-like (gene EVI5L). The transcript has 14 exons. The record is from RefSeq and is a predicted model, not a curated record. NCBI's taxonomy places the organism in Eukaryota, Metazoa, Chordata, Aves, Procellariiformes, Procellariidae. The annotation marks the transcript as partial.